AUGGAAUUGAUAUGUCUAUAUUUAAUUCUUUCGUUGUACAAUUCAGUGAAGGGGAUUAAUGAUCGAAAUGGUGAUAUUAAUGAAACUAGUCCGCCGUCGCCAAAUGUCUACAUUGGCAAUAGGCAAUUUCCAAAUACAGUCUACGAUGUAAUAAUAGUCGGUGGUGGACUAUCGGGAUUAAGCGCUGCAAGAUUUCUAUGCAAAAAAAUCUCUAACAUAAAAAUCCUUGUACUUGAAGGACGAUCGAGAUUAGGUGGACGAAUAAAAUCUAUCUCGAUGAAAGCAACAAAUGGAACAGAAAAAAAGUUUGACAUAGGUAGUCAAUGGAUUGGCCCAAGGCAUCAUGAAUUGAAUGCCCUUUUAUCUGAGUUUGGAAUUGAUACUGUCAAACAGAAAGUGUGCGGCAAAACGACAAUUAUGGAUGUUAACAUUAGAAUACAUAAAAGAGAGAUCGAUUUGGAAUUUCCAAUAACGGGUAAAUUAAAUUUGAGUGGUUUUAUAACUGAACCACGAGCUCGAGAACUGAAUUCCUAUAGCAUUGCUGAAUACUUUGCAACUCAUCAUUUGGACUCUCAGAUUAAACAUAACACUAAUCGUCUUCUUCAGACUUUAUUUGAUGCACCGGCUCAUGAUGUGUCCGCUCUGCAAAUCCCGAUAACAACAAGUAGUGAUCAAGUGGAUCUAACUGAGCUGCUUCUUUCGACUGGCCAUGGUGGAUCGUAUAUUGCAGAAAAUGGGCUGCAAACCCUUAUUGACAAAUUAGCUGAAGGAAUUGAAGUGGAGUUGAAUAGUAAUGUUAUUCGAGUUACUGACAACAAAAAAGAUUCAUACGAAGGUUACUUCAAUACGUCAGAGAAUGAAAAUGAGGUAAUUAUCGAAACGACAAAAAAAGCAUAUCGAGCUCGAGAUGUGAUUAUUGCAAUACCUCCACUACUCGUCUCCCAAAUGGCAUUUGAACCGCAUUUAAUUCUAUCACAACAACAACUUUUUUGUAUACCUUUAUAUAAUGAUUACAGACCCAGAGGUCAUGCUUAUACCUUUGUUGUCACUUAUGAAAGUCCAUUUUGGAACAAGGAUCACAGAAAUGGACAUGUCAUAUACUCGGAUCCUACUGGAAAAGGACCUUUAUUAUGGUUAACUACUUUUGACGCCUCAAGAUAUGUCAACAAUGAUGAUACUUGUUGUAAAUUUUUCUGUUGUAAAUUUAAUUUCUUUACUGUCAAAUUUAAUCACGACAAGCAAUGGUUCGCUGAUAAAUUCUCUCGCGGAUUUGUCGGAGUAUUUGGACCAAAACAAAUACCUCCAUCAUUAUUUUCGUUACUUGCGGACUCGCAUGGUAAUCGUGUUCAUUUCGCUGGUGCUGAAUUCUCUUCAAAAUCAAUUGGUUUAAUGAACGGUGCCGUUGCAUCGGCACGAACAGCUGUGGAGCGUGUGGUAAAUAACAAAAUUCAACGUGGUGAAUUGUCACCAAUGAUUCUAUUGCCACCGUCAUCUAUCUCAAUCAAUGCCGAAAAUUUUUCAAACGGUAUAGAUUCACUUAAAUUAGAUGUUGAAGAAGAAAUAGAAAUCAUCAAUGAAACAGCAAUUUUUGAAACACCAAAUGUUGGAACAGAUUUUGCAGAUGCUUUCAAAAAUAUCGAAUCGUCAUCAAAUCCAACAAUUAUUGAAAUGGUAGAAGAGAUGGAAACUAUCGAUGAAGCAGAUAUUAUCGAAAUUCCAGAUUCAGAAAAUGCGACAGCUAUCGACAAAAUUUCAGAUUCAGAAAUCCAUAUGACAACUAAUAUCGAAAUAGCAGAUUCAAAAAAUAAUGAGACAACCAUCAUCAAAAUUUCAGAUUCAGAAACUACCACAAGCACAUCAACUGAAUCAAUACCUGGUGAAUUCAGCGAAUUAAUGACGAACGUGUAUGGCCAAAAUCCACCGAUAUCAUUUGAGAAGCUACCUCAUGAACAACGAAUCGACUUCGCAUUAAUGUUAUCAUCGUCACUAACUUUGCUACUAAAUACGCUUAAAGCAAUCGCUAACGAUACAGCAGUGAUGAAUUCAACGAUUUGA
Molecule: messenger RNA, 2055 nt
Organism: Dracunculus medinensis (Guinea worm)
Lineage: Eukaryota; Metazoa; Nematoda; Chromadorea; Rhabditida; Dracunculidae
Source: the annotation of a GenBank genome assembly